This is a messenger RNA of Lichtheimia ornata, 1440 nucleotides long. RefSeq lists its product as uncharacterized. The record is from RefSeq and is a predicted model, not a curated record. The transcript is spliced from 11 exons. NCBI's taxonomy places the organism in Eukaryota, Fungi, Mucoromycota, Mucoromycetes, Mucorales, Lichtheimiaceae. Gene Ontology annotation, biological process: transmembrane transport. Gene Ontology annotation, molecular function: transmembrane transporter activity. Gene Ontology annotation, cellular component: membrane. Bases 1 to 1440 code for a protein of 479 amino acids.
AUGUCGAAAGGAAAAGACCUUGAACAUGAGCCGCUAUUACCACGUGGAUCCGAUGUUGCAAGCAGCUCGACAACGACAACAGCAACGACGACUGAAGAGGUCCUUACGGCAGAGGAGAAACUUAUCGAGAAGCGGCUGAUCAGAAAACUCGACCUGAGUCUUUUACUUUGGGGAUUCCUGGCGUAUUGGGCGAAUGGGCUGGAUCGGAACAACAUGCCGAACGCAUAUACAACGGGGAUGAAAGAAGAUUUGGAUUUGCAUAACGCUGCAUAUAAUUGGGCUGUUACCAUGUUCUUCAUUGGCUAUGUUUGCUUACAGAUCCCAUGUAACGCUAUUAUGCCCAAGGUGCGACCACGAAUCAUGAUGCCACUUUCCGUGUGCUUGUGGGGUGCUAUGGUUUCUUUUAUGGCUACCGUAAAGACACAUGCAGGCUUGUUUGGAUUACGCAUUUGCCUAGGAUUUGCAGAAGCUCCGUUCUAUACAGGCAUGAUUUAUCUUCUUGGCAACUGGUAUACACAUCAAGAACUUGGAACGCGCAUCGCUAUCUUUACGGCAGGUCACCAUUUUUCGGGAUCGUUUUCUGGAUUAAUCAGUGGAGCUAUUGCACAAACAUUGGAUGGAGCACAUGGGAUGCGAGGAUGGAAAUGGCUCUUUAUCACCGAAGGUCUGAUAGCCAUUUGUAUUGGCAUUGUUGGGUUCAUGGUGUUGCCUGAUUAUCCACACAAUACCCGUUUCUUGAGCAGCGAGGAGCGUCAUGUCGCAAUCAAGCGUUUGGAAGUUCAAGGCAAAAAGGUGAUAGCCACCGGAUUCAACAUGGCCACGCUACACAAUGUCUGCGCAACGCCCUACAUUUAUCUUUUCAUCAUCAUUUUCAUUUGUCACCACAUUGGGAUCGGUAUCCUACAACAAUUUGCCAUCAUUUUACGUGAGAUGGGAUACGAUGCUUCAUUUGCCAAUUACAUGACCGUGCCCAUUUACAUCGUUGCAGUACCCGUCAUCGUCAUACAAGGCCAUCUAUCGGAUCGUUACGGCAAACGCCAUAUGCACAUCGAGAUUGCUGCCUCCUUUGCUCUCAUCUCUUAUAUCCUACUCGUUGUUGUCAAUCAUGGACAUGUUCCUGUGGCUCUCUUAUUUGUUUGCAUGUACAUGGUUGUGCCAUUACUCGGUACCGUAUCAAUCAUGAUGGCAUGGAAUAACGAAAUCCAUCAAGCGGAUGCAGAAACACGUGCACUCGCUAUUGCUAUUGUUAACACCAUUGGAAGCCUUGCUUCAGAAUUCAUCAAGGUGGCUGCAUGGACAGUGACACAAGCACCCGAGUAUCGUACAGGCAAAAUAGUGUCUAUGUGUACUACUGCAUUGAUGAUUGUGAUAUCGUACGUAACCUAUAAGCUGGAGGAAAAGCGAAUCAUGCUACCAAAAGGCCGCGAUGAUGCAUUGUAA